Molecule: messenger RNA, 2301 nt
Organism: Aspergillus saccharolyticus JOP 1030-1
Lineage: Eukaryota; Fungi; Ascomycota; Eurotiomycetes; Eurotiales; Aspergillaceae
Exons: 5
Coding region: 1-2301 (766 amino acids)
Source: RefSeq, a predicted model, not a curated record
AUGACCGGCAUGGUUCAGACUGACCUGGCUCAUCCACCCGCAACUAGAUUCAAAGACGAACCUGCAGAGGAUCCCCUUCGGCAUCAAAGCGCGCAACACCACCAUCUUCAGCAUCCUAGACCUGCAACCGUCAUACAAUCAUCGAAACAACCAGGGUCACCCCAUCAGCCAUCGACUACCUUGUCUUCUGGGCCAUACAACUCCCACCCAUUAGCGCACGGUGUCCUCCAUCACCCUUACGGUCCAUCACAGGAACAACCAUACUACACACCGCAUUCAACCUAUACAACAGCCAGUGCACCGAGCCAGUACCCGUCGAGUGGCCCCUCUGAAAUUAUGGCAACGGCUGCACAGAUGCAGAGGCCAUAUCCUCCGAUCUAUCACACACCCCAAUCCAGUUCACCCGCUUCAGUAGCAUCGCAGACCCACGAGCCGCACAGUCGGAACAUCUACACACAAUCGCCACAGAUGACGUCUCAAAUGUACAGUUACCAACCCUAUUCGCCAAUGAAUCCAGUUCAGCCCUCACCUUAUGGGCCCAAUGCAUCGCCUCAGCAGCAUCCCCUUACGACCCAGUCGCUGAUGAUGCCGCAUCAGACCAGCACUGCACAGUUGCCUCAUCAUCCCACCCAGGGCCCGAGUAGUGCUAUUGCAAACAGUCCCACUGCUACCGUACAACAACCAACUCCCCCCCAGAGAAAUAUGCUGAAUCCACCGCUCCCUGCUACGACCGCUGCACCCAUUUCAGGUAGUAUUGCUCAUCACCAGAGCUCAAGUGUUGGUGCAAGCUCUAGUGCAGCACCCGGGCCAAUUCCUGCCACGACGCCUCUCGUUGUUAGACAGGAUAGCAACGGAGUUCAAUGGAUUGCAUUCGAAUAUUCCCGGGACCGUGUGAAAAUGGAGUAUACUAUCCGAUGCGACGUCGAGUCAGUGAGCGUGGAUAACCUUAGCCAGGAAUUCAAGACCGAGAACUGUGUGUACCCUCGUGCGUGCUGCAGCAAGGAUCAGUACCGGGGUAAUCGCUUGGUGUAUGAAACGGAAUGCAACGCCGUUGGAUGGGCAUUAGCCGAACUUAACCCUGCAUUGAGGGGGAAGCGCGGUCUAAUUCAGCGGGCUGUGGAUAGCUGGAGAAAUAGCAACCAAGAUCCACGUCUUCGCAGUCGCCGUGUGAGAAGGAUGGCUAAGCUGAACAGACGACAAGGGCUUCCCGCACCACCACCACCGCAUAUGGCACCAUCGACGCCGGUUGCUCCGGGUAUCCCAGCCGCCAAUCUGGCUGCAGCCGCUCCACACCCAGGGCUAGGGCCCUUGGCCAUGGGCCCCCCUCAGCUACACCAUCACCAUGCCCAACCCGAUGGAGGUGCAGCCCAUGAAGAAGUCAGCGGUCCUCCGGAAUUUCCGAACGGGAUCCACCGUCCACUUGCAUCAGAUCAUCCGCCGCCUGGCCAGUCCCCCACAGAACUUCGCAACGCCCAAGUCUUCCAUGGCUUUCACUCUUACCCAACGGCAGGCAAUAUUGGCAGUGGACCGCGGGGUCCUUCAAUACCACCACUGCUCCGGGAAAGUGGCAUAGGGGCUCUAGGGCGGCCUCCAACAGUCGCGACGGCGAGCCGUAUUAGAGAGGUAGAGGACGAGGAGGAGGAGCAAAACCCUAGCACUGAAGCUCUCUUUGGCACCCCCCCGGGUGGCAAACCUCGCAAAUUCAUCCUGGUAGACGACACCCAACGCGGCGCACGCGUUCGGGUGAAGGUUUCUUUGGACCUAGUUGAUAUGGAUGAAAUUCCUGAUUCCUACCGGAGGACGAACUCGGUAUUCCCUCGGACCUACUUUCCUGUUCAAAUGCGAAGCCCUCGCGCCUCAAUCGUGCCUGGCAACAGGUUCAUCAAGGAUCGCUCCGAGCUCGACGAUGAAGACGACGAGGUACCGACCGCGGGACGGGUCAUGGUUCCCGUUCCUCAAAUCGAUGGUGAGAGCGAUAUCGCGGUUCCUCGGCUAUCUCGAGCUCGACGACGGAAGGAGGUUCUCCUCAACGACUUGGCCUACCGAAUUAGCUGGAGCCAAAGCCGAGUAUUUGCAGGACGGAUGAUGUUUUUACAACGAUCACUGGAUGCAUACCGCAACAAAAUGCGCGCCGCGAUGGUGGCUGAGGGCCAGGACCCUUCGGCGAUCCCUCAACAUUUUGAGACGCGAGCGGGAAAGCGGCGCUUUCUUGAGCGCAAGCGACGAGUCACCCCCGCCAGAGAGGCCACGGCACAUAUUCUCUCUGCCUCCCGACACAGUGCGGAAGAAGUUGAAGCUUGA